AUGUUAUUCGCAAGGCUUACAGAAGAAGUUCAAGCAGAUGUGUUUCUCAAGUUACCAUUGAAAUCCAUCGGUAAAUGUAGGUGCGUAUGCAAACUCUGGCGUAAUCUACUUUGUAGUUCUGGAUUUGUAAAGUAUCACCUUGAUUCUUCUAUGCAAAGCGAUAACCCUAGGUUAAUGAUUACAGCUACCAUGAACCAUAAGCAAGAUGUACUUUACUCCAUAGAUUAUGCUUCAACGUUAUCAUCUGCAUCGCUAUCGAUCAAAACAAUAAAUAACAAAUCAUCAUGUGCAUCGUCACGAGCAUGUGAAUGUAAGGAGGUUGUCAGGAUGUAUUACCCAUUCGAAUAUGACCAAGGUGGGGGUUCAGUUCAUAUUUUGGGAUCUUGCAAUGGCUUGAUUUGUUUAGCUACUUCUAAUUAUCCAUUUGGAAGUGAUUUGGGUUAUAGAAUUUGCAUUUGGAAUCCAUCAACUAGAGAGUAUAAGAAAAUACUCAGUGAUAUUGAGUUCAAGUAUCGUUAUAGAUAUGGGUUUGGUUACGAUCAGAACAUUGACGAUUACAAGGUCGUAAGCAUUUUGGAGGAUAUUGAAAAACCUGGUUAUUUUCAAGCUCAAGUCUAUGCAAUAAAAUCAGAUACAUGGACUACUAUUCAAUCCAUCCCUUAUUUGUUUCCCUUUCGUGGAAUUCAAUUUCCCAGCGUGCUUUUCGAUGGAGCUCUUCAUUGGUUAGGUGUUACCACCACAAAAGAAACUAAUUCAGAAGUUAUUGUUUCUUUUGAUAUCAGCAAUGACAGAUUCAGGGAUGUAGGUAUUCCAGAAGAGGCUAUGACACCUCCGAUAGGUGUUUCAUCGGGUAAAAAUUUGGGGGUGGUCAGACUCGUGAGAGAUUGCCCGUGUUUAGCUGUUCGUAUCUCUUGUAUGUGCUAUGUUUUCUGGGUUAUGCAAGAUUAUGGAGUGAAAGAGUCAUGGACUAAACAAUUCAACAUUGCCCAAGAGACAAUUGCUAAGUACGAUUUUUGGAAUUCAAAGCCGAUAUGGUUUUUGAAAAAUGGCAGAGAUACUGAUGAAUAUUUCUGCAGGUUUUGUUUUAUACGACCCAAAGAAUGA
Papaver somniferum (opium poppy) is the source of this 1104-nucleotide messenger RNA. Its product is annotated as F-box/kelch-repeat protein At3g06240-like. Gene Ontology annotation, molecular function: protein binding. Lineage: Eukaryota; Viridiplantae; Streptophyta; Magnoliopsida; Ranunculales; Papaveraceae. The record is from RefSeq and is a predicted model, not a curated record. The transcript has a single exon. The coding region runs from base 1 to 1104 and encodes 367 amino acids.